UUCUUUUUUGGCUCAAAGAAAGACUCUCUCUCUCUCUCUCUCUCUCUCUGAAAGAAUCGCUUUUGUUUUCAAUUCUGAUUUUUGCACAUCUUCAGACUUCAGCUACAGGGCACUAUUUCUUCUGGGAACCUUCAAGUUCUUCCCUUUUCAAUCUUAGUGUUCCUUUGAUUCUGAAAUUUUUGAAUUUCAAUUUUGACUCAUUCUGCUUCUGCUCAGUUACUGACAGCACUUCAUAUUUUUCAUGAGAAUACAAGAACUUUUGACCUGAAAUAGAGAGUUGCCAAGGCAAAGGACAAGCAGGUGUCGCACUUGGGACAUGGGUUGUUUCGCCUCUACUCCAAAGGAUUCAGGUGGAAAUAGAAGGAGGCCAGGGAGUAUUGGAGAAGUUUCUGUCUAUGUUCCUGGCUUAAGAAUUCCUAAACCUGUUGAUUUUUCACAGUCGCUCGGUGAUCACUUGUCGAAAAAUAUAGUGGAACGCCUGUCUGCUCUUAGAACUCGUAUAGUUGUAAUGGCCAGCCAAGAAGGUCCUACAAUCACAAGAACGAAAAAAAAAAGUGCCACACAACAUGGAGGUUCAACAUUGGCAGAUCUCCAGCAAGCUCUUGAAGACUACUUACCAGUACUUUUGGGAUUAGUCAAAGAUGGGUGCCAUUUACAAUAUAAAGUACAAUUUGUUUGGGUGAAUCAGGAAGAUGAUGCAGAGGAAACAGCCAUGUCUAAUGCAUGGUAUGAAGUGUUGUCAGUUUUGCACUUGAUGGCAACGUUAUCUCUAUCGCAAGCUAAUUUGUUACUUCUUCCAAGAACAUCUGCUGAUGGUUAUCAGCCAAAAGUAUCAGAAGAAAGCAGACGAGCUUCGGUUGACAUAUUCUUAAAGGCUGCUGGGUAUCUGGAUUGUGCCGUUAGGCACGUUCUUUCUUUGAUGUUUAUUAACAUGCUGGUGUUUGAUUCUAAUUUCAGGAGAAAUCUACCAGUAGACCUCGCAGAAGGAGUUCUUCGAGCACUCUGUCUACAAGCAUUGGGACAGGGUGUAGAUAUCCAACUUGGAAUGGCAAUUGAUAGUACGAAAGCCACUCUUGCUGUAAAGCGUAGGCUUGCAUGUGAGAUGGUGAAAUAUUGGCAACAGGCUCAAGACAAUAUUACGAACCUUCCAUUAGGGAAUGGUUGGGGCGAAAAGCACCGUCAUUUUGUGAAAUGGAAGUAUGUAGAGGCAAAGGCUGCAGCAUACUAUUAUCAUGGCAUGAUUCUUGAUGAGGGAAAUACAGAGAAAUCUCAUGGGAUGGCUGUAGCUGCUUUGCAAGCAGCAGAUGAGUAUUUCAAAGAAAGUAAGAAGCUGUGCGAGGCAUUCAAUGCGGCCCCUCCAUUGUCAAGAAAUGCGCCACUUUGGGGUACUAUGAAAUAUCUCUCUGAGAAGAUUCCUAAAGAUACUUCAAACAAGGUGCGAAUCAACCGCGAUCUGUACUCUUACGAAAGAAUCAUGGAGACAGCGCCGACAUUGCCCGAUUUUGCAUUGGCCUUGAAACCGGAUGAAUAUCAACUUCCUCAAGUGGAUGCCUCUUGGAGAACAGAAAAUGUGAAUGGGAUACAAACUGCACCAAACCAUAUCAAAGUGUGAAAAGAAAUUAUAAAACCUCUAAAAUUGCAGAAAGGUCAUCUCAUCUGAAAGAAAUGCAAAGUUCAACUUCAAGCUCAGAAGGGUGAUUUCUCAAUUCUUGUUAAUAGAAGGAACAAAAAAAAGAAAAAAGAUAGCUAUUUCUGACUUUUUCUGUACCUAACCUUUUUUUCUCCCCCCAUAAAUUUGUUCAAAGGAAAAAAAAAAGGGUUCAGGCCUGCAACUGGAGUUAGAGCUUGAAAAUAUGUUUGAAUGCAAGUUGUGUACUAAGGCCCCAGGAAAGGGUUUCAUUGACAUUAAUAAGAACAUUACUAUUAUUUUGUUUCAAA
Molecule: messenger RNA, 1938 nt
Organism: Arachis duranensis
Lineage: Eukaryota; Viridiplantae; Streptophyta; Magnoliopsida; Fabales; Fabaceae
Exons: 12
Coding region: 317-1612 (431 amino acids)
Source: RefSeq, a predicted model, not a curated record